UUCACUGGAUCCACAGAAAUUGUGUUCUGAGAGCCAAAGUUAGCAGCUCUUGUGUUUAACUAAACUGUCAGUGCUGUGUUGUGUUCACUCACUUCCUCUGUGACCUGCUGCUUAUUUCUGUAUUUAGUGUGAAUCUCUGUGGUGAACAGAGUCCAGCAUCAAAAGACUAGCAGGUAGCUCAGUGCAAACCUCACUUGGUUUAUUGUCCGGUUUAUAACAGAGCAGAAGUGUGAAUGUAAAACGUUGUUUAGUUCAGACUAACAGGCUUCACUACCAGAAUUUCCUUUUUGUUAUCUGACUUAACUCGGCUUAAAAAACUCGUAUGAAAGAAAAAUGUUGUUCAACCUCGUAUUCCUUUGUUGCAGUGCUGCUCUGGUGACCCAGGCUAAGGAGCCGGCGGUGGUAGAGGUCCAGCCUGGAGGAAAUGCCACUCUGCCUUGUGGGAUCCCUGUAAAUACGGAGGUUUCCUGGUUUUCCCAGCAGUCAGACCACAUACCAGCCAGAGUCAUGGAUCUGAAAUACACAUCUGCACAUCAGAUAAUCCCUGUUUACAUCAGAGAUGAAUACAGAGGGAGGCUGGUUCCUGUUUCUGACUCUAACACACACAGUCUGCAGCUGAAGAACAUCACUGAGGCAGAUCUGCUUAUGUACUGCUGUAUCCAAACUUCAAACACAAAGUUUGGAAAAUGUACACAUGUGAAAUUCAAAGGCCAACCUGGAGGCCAGUCCAUUCCCCACCCUCUCCAGUCCACUCCCCACCCUCUCCAGUGCACUACCCCUCAGCCCAAGACCCAGAACCCAGAUCACCUGCAUUGUUUCAUCCUGAUUUGUUACAUCCUUCUCCUCUGCCUCGUUUUCCUGGCCUGCUACGUUUAUAACAAAGCGUUCCGGAACAGCUAUUGGAAUCCCGGAAGAGGCGCAGGACGGCAUCCAAGGAAGAGGUGCUGCUAUGGUGAUUCCCUGUUUAAGCUGGCCGACCAGGGUUGUCAGCUGAUCAGUCCGCAUCUGGACAUCCUACAGCUGGUUGUGUGCAUCUGCCAGAUCCACCUCUCUUUGUUCAGCGAGUAUUACUAAGGAAGAGCUCUGACUCACAGCAGAGGGGAAGCAGGACCAGCCGACACGAUCAGGUACUGUCACUGACAGGGCUUUCUGUGGCCUUCAGACCACAGCGGGAAAAACUUGAUGAAGUCCCAUAUGUACCAGUAGAGAUUAAAUCACCCACGAAGCGAGACCAAAAAAGAGAAGAUGCACAGGAUACUUGUGGGGGACCAGCAAUCAUUCACAGUGGCGCAGAGUUUGUUAUCAACCCAAAUUUACUCAAAAACCAAAAAUUAUCCAAAAUAGAAAAGAACAUCCAACAAAAGAAAAUACUGGGCUCCAUAAAAUGAGGUCAACAAAGCAGAAUGACAUUGUGUGGUUACAUUGCAUGUAUUUAUGUCAGCUUGGUGUAGUUAUUAUAAUAUUUUUCUUAGUUUAAAUGCGUUUUGCACUUUUGCGUUUUUGUAUUUAUGAAUUUCUGUUUUCUAAUGUUCUGGGGUGUGGAUUUACCAGUCCAUACCACUAGGAGGCAGAGUGUGUUUUGCGCAUGAGUUAUGUAGAAAGAGUAAGCAGAAGCUCUCAGAGACAGAGAAACUGUGAGAGAGUGUACAGCACACUCUGCCUCAGUCUCAUUUAUUUCUAUUAUUUUUCCGGCAAUAAUUGUUUCAAUUUAAAGUAUAUGCAAUGUACAUUAUAUAAUAAAUCUCCUAGACAUGGUUA
This is a messenger RNA of Brienomyrus brachyistius, 1758 nucleotides long. RefSeq lists its product as uncharacterized. Bases 334 to 1074 code for a protein of 246 amino acids. The transcript has 6 exons. Lineage: Eukaryota; Metazoa; Chordata; Actinopteri; Osteoglossiformes; Mormyridae. The record is from RefSeq and is a predicted model, not a curated record.